Podarcis raffonei (Aeolian wall lizard) is the source of this 2064-nucleotide messenger RNA. RefSeq names its product mediator complex subunit 22 (gene MED22). The transcript is spliced from 5 exons. NCBI's taxonomy places the organism in Eukaryota, Metazoa, Chordata, Lepidosauria, Squamata, Lacertidae. The record is from RefSeq and is a predicted model, not a curated record. Gene Ontology annotation, molecular function: transcription coregulator activity. Gene Ontology annotation, biological process: regulation of transcription by RNA polymerase II. Bases 144 to 755 code for a protein of 203 amino acids. Gene Ontology annotation, cellular component: mediator complex.
AGGAGCUUCGGAAGGAGGAGGAGGAAACGUUUUCCCCGCCUCGUGGGCUGGACGUAGCCAGUGAAGGAGUGAAGGAGCAACCGUUCGCAAGAGAAAAAGGAAAAAUGGCCGCCUGUCUCUAAGAUUCUCUCCUUGCCACCACAAUGCCGCAGCAGCGCGUGCUCCCCCAGAGCAAGGAAACCCUCCUUCAGUCUUACAACAAGAGGCUGAAAGAUGACAUCAAGUCUAUCAUGGAUAACUUCACAGAAAUAGUCAAAACUGCAAAGAUUGAGGAAGAAACCCAAGUUUCUCGGGCAACCCAAGGAGAGCAGGACAACUACGAGAUGCAAGUCAGAGCUGCAAAUAUUGUUCGGGCUGGAGAGUCUCUUAUGAAGCUUGUCUCUGACCUAAAACAGUUCCUGAUCCUCAAUGACUUCCCUUCUGUCAAUGAAGCCAUCAACCAGCGGAACCAGCAGUUGCGCAGCCUUCAGGAGGAAUGCGACAAGAAGCUUAUUGCCCUGCGUGAUGAGAUCUCGAUAGACCUCUAUGAGCUGGAGGAAGAAUAUUACUCUUCCAGCUACAGUCUGUGUGACACCAACGACCUCCCGCUGUGUGAAGCUUAUUGGAGACAGGAGCUGACCAUGUCCUCCCCAGAAGGCCUAGCCAUGCCUCUGGCGGCUGCCAUGAUGGAGGAGAACAUUCCGGCCCCUCAGGGGUCCACUCCUUCUCACCCUCACAUCAACGGGCAUGGAGCAGGCCCGACGGAGCACGCCUGAAAAGGGAGCCUGCGAUUCUCCCCAGCUUUGUUUCGUUUUGACAGUUGAACGUUCCUGUGGUUGCAUCAAGACAACAUUUUCCUGCCCUCCCCAGGCCUUCUUCUCUGGCAGCAGGCCUCAGCUGUAUUUGCAAGAAGCCACAUUUCUCUAGGCACAACCUCACAGGAUAGCCAACCCAGUGUUUCCCAUGGGGUGCCCAGUGCAGUCAAGAUGGGAGGUUUGCUUCUCUUGUGGCUGUGUUUUUAGUGUGCAGACGUUCUUUUAAUGUUCCCUGCCUACGAGAUCCCUUGGGAACUGUGCUCUCUUAGAUGGAAUUUCUUGUGGGGAAAAGUUAGGCUAUUGCUUAUAGUCUGACAUUUUAGUAUCUGAAUGGGAAUUUUAGAGCAGGAGCUGCCUUCAAGGCAGCCCAAGAUGGCAGAAAUUUAAGCCAUUGAAAUUAUUGCCGCUGGGUACAAAAUUAUAAGAAGAGUGUCUUUGUCUACAUGGUCGGUUUCUCUUGAAGGUGCAGAAGCUGUAAACAAAAUGAAAAAACUUGGUGGCCCUAAAUUAAGAACAACUAUUAAAAAGUGAGAAUAUUACGUUUUCAGUACUGUAUUCUUCCUCCGUAUCAGUUGUGUAAGCUAAGACUCACAUCCCUGUCCUGCAAAUACCUACUCUAUUGAGUAGCUUCAGGGAGCAGUGUUCAAGGGUUUUUUUCGACUGAAGGAACAGGCCUUAGUCCGUUCCCCAUACUCCAGUUGCUAGAGUAUUUGGGUUUUUUCCUUCCGAUCAGCUGUAUAAGGAAUUAAAGCCCUAUCAUGUAACUACUUACUGUAUAAACUCAUGCCUCUUUCUACCACACCCUUCUCUGAAAACCAUCUGCUCACACUUUGGUAAAAGUCUGGAUGUGGACCUUAGCAUACAUGUAUUUGAAAACAGGACUGGGCCAUCUAAAACAUUUCAAAACUACUGACAAAACUACUUCCAACCUUUCUUGAAAGAAACCAGAAAAACUGGCCAUGUCUAUGUGCAGCUUCAUGUGAGCUGGUAUCCUCUGUUUUACCUCCACCCAAAUCAGGAGGAGAUUUGUCAGUUUAAGGAUGUGUGUCGGGUGGCUGUUUAAAGGCAGAAGAGAAGUGCCAGUUGAAAAAGAGACCUUAGUUGUAUGUUCAACAUUAGUCUUCUGAUGCCAGUUCACUUGAAAACUUGAUUGUAACAUGUUUGUGGUGUUUUUAAAAGUAGGAUUUUGUGGGGGGGGUGUUUAAUUGAAAAAAUGUGUAUUUCUCUAAUUGUUAACAAAUUGUUUUGAUAAAGUCAAUUUUUAUACAAA